AGUAAACAAAAAGUUGAAAGACAGAGGCUCUAUAUAAAAUAAUACAAAAUAUGUCCACACCGCAUGAUGAAGAUUUUAACAAAUGAUGGUGAAUUGAAUGUUAAGUAUAUAGCCUAGAAGCAUAAUCAUUGAAAAAAUGUAUAGUUAUAACCAAUUAAAAGUUAUUCCCAAUAACAAAAAUGUAAAAAAGAAUAUUACCAGUAUUUUGAAUGAAAAGAUUGACCAAUGGAUAACUUCUUGGGUCAUGAAUUCAUAUUGAUCCAGAUUAACAUUUGGUGAAUUUGUACGAUCCUAGGAUUUUGUGGGGAAUCCCCAAGAUUUAUCAAAAUUAUAUUGGAAUUCAGAUAAAAUUUAUCGGAAAAUCAGAGAUAUGGAUGACAUUUAUCCUAAAGAUUGUACGAAUUCACCAAUGUUCGGAUAAAUUCCAAGAUUAAUCCCACAAUGCAUCAUUACCAUGACGAGAUUUAUCGUACCACAGAUCGUACAAAUUCACAGCCGCCCAUCCCAUCAAAAAUAAACCAAUCUUUUUUGUGAAAUAAAUGCAUUUCUGUCUAACUAGUUAAUACUUUAUGGGCAAUCACCAUAUUGCAUAAAAAUUGCCAGAAGGAAAAAUUCCAUGUAAUAUCCCCUAGAGUAUAACACAAUACAAUUAUAUCUUUGGGAAUUAUUGGCUGAUUCUAGCAUUUGCUGAUGUUCUACCAUUAUGUAAUUUAUGUCUCUCAAGAGAGAAACAAGAGUGUCAAUGUAUCAAUCCACAUUCAAAAGAAAAAAUGUUCUGUUUCACAAAAAUGGCAUGCCAAAUGUCAUCAUGUCAGACAUACAGGAUGUCCCAAAUAUCAAUAACAUACAGAAUGUCCCAAAUAUCAAUCACAUACAGGAUGUCCCAAAUAUCAAUCUACAUACAGGUUGUCCCAAAUAUCAAUCACAUACAGGAUGUCCCAAAUAUCAAUCACAUACAGGAUGUCCCAAAUAUCAAUCACAUACAGGAUGUUCCAAAUAUCUAUCACAUACAAGAUGUCCCAAAUAUCAAUCACAUACAGGAUGUCCCAAAUAUCAAUCACAUACAGGAUGUCCCAAAUAUCAAUCUACAUACAGGAUGUCCCAAAUAUCAAUCACAUACAGG
Messenger RNA from Owenia fusiformis, 1123 nucleotides. Lineage: Eukaryota; Metazoa; Annelida; Polychaeta; Sabellida; Oweniidae. The record is from the annotation of a GenBank genome assembly.